Messenger RNA from Ambispora gerdemannii, 1005 nucleotides. NCBI's taxonomy places the organism in Eukaryota, Fungi, Glomeromycota, Glomeromycetes, Archaeosporales, Ambisporaceae. The record is from the annotation of a GenBank genome assembly.
AUGGAGGAUGCACUUGCAAAGCCAAGAAACGUUACUCAUACUCUCUAUAAGCUGUAUAGCUGGCUGGAAAUGGGCACUAUUGAUCUUAGUCCUGAGUUUCAGAGAGAUGCAAUAUUGAACUUUUACAUUCCUCCCAUCAUUUUUUCGUGCAAAAAACUUGAUGACAAACGAUUUAUGCGGGUAUGCAUUGAUGGAAAACAGAGAUUAACAUCAAUAAAAAGAUUUAUUGAUAAUGAGAUUCCUCAUAUUAAACUCUUCAAUGGUAAUAAUCAGAAAUAUUAUUACAAAAAGCCAAAGAAUACAAAAUCAGAAGUUAUUACACAGUUUGAAAGGGAGGUUUUUGAUUGCUCUGAAUUUGUCUGUGUGGAGUAUUAUGAUUUAAAUUUAGAGCAAGAGCAAGAAAUAUUUAGCCGUGUCCAACUCGGAAUGCCUCUUACACCUGCUGAAAAAUUGCAAGCUAUCAGCAGCCCUAUGUCCGAAUAUGCACAUCAAAUAUUCAGUGAUUAUCCUUCCAUAACUAAUAUCAUGGAUGUAAGUCGUGGCCGUCCAUUCCAACUGAUCACUCAAUCAUUACACAUGAUCGAGACUCAACCACCGCUCUUUCGAGCAACGCCAACCACAAUUUCUAAAUAUCUGAAGGAAGAUCGGCCAGUACCACGAAAAUUACUUCGUACUUCAAAACAUGUCUACGACACACUCGAUUCGCUAAUCAAGGCAGAUGUGGAACUCCUUAACCAAAACAACAAACUUGCACCGAUUGAGUUUGUCUUUUUGUGUUUUAUGAUUGCAAAAUAUCCCGAUUUAUCCAUCUCUCAGUUUCAGUAUUACAUUACCGCAAUGAAGAAACUUGUCAGACAAAAGCAUGACGACAUUAGAUUCAAUGGUAAAGUCUACGAAACGCUCAAGCAAUUCGUCGAUAAUAUGGCUGAUAGGAUCGGCUUUGAAUCUCAAAAUUCUUUUCCACAUGGAUAUAAGAGAAUCAAGCGCGAAAUUGAAGAAGACUAA